This is a messenger RNA of Cloeon dipterum, 798 nucleotides long. RefSeq lists its product as uncharacterized. The record is from RefSeq and is a predicted model, not a curated record. Lineage: Eukaryota; Metazoa; Arthropoda; Insecta; Ephemeroptera; Baetidae. The coding region runs from base 1 to 798 and encodes 265 amino acids. The transcript has 2 exons.
AUGAAGGCGAUUGUCAGUGUCGGCGCCACCGCCAACGGCAAGCCUCCGCUGGACGACUUGAGACAAUCGAGGACAACAAACCAGCAGUCGUCAACAGGCCGAAUCAAUCAUUCGCCGCCACCGCCGUCGCCCUUUCCGUCGCCACCUCCGCCUUGUCCUCUGCUGCCGCUCCUUCCGCCGCCGCCACCUCUGCCGCCGACGAACCCGUCGCCGCCGCCCCUUCCGCCGCCGCCACCUCUGCCGCCGACGAACCCGUCGCCGCCGCCCCUUCCGCCGCCGCCGCCUCUGCCGCCGACGAACCCGUCGCCGCCGCCCCUUCCGUCGCCGCCACCUCUGCCGCCGACGAACCCGUCGCCGCCGCCCCUUCCGCCGCCGCCACCUCUGCCGCCGACGAACCCGUCGCCGCCGCCCCUUCCGUCGCCGCCACCUCUGCCGCCGACGAACCCGUCGCCGCCGCCCCCACCUCUGCCGCCGACGAACCCGUCGCCGCCGCCCCCACCUCUGCCGCCGACGAACCCGUCGCCGCCGCCCCCACCUCUGCCGCCGACGAACCCGUCGCCGCCGCCCCUUCCGCCGCCGCCACCUCUGCCGCCGACGAACCCGUCGCCGCCGCCGCCGCCGCCGCCACCUCUGCAGUCGCCGCUGACUCCGUCGCCGACGAACUCGUCGCCGCCGCCGCCCCUUCCGCCACCACCACUGACUCCGCCGCCGACGAACCCGUCGCCGCCGCCGACGAACCCGUCGCCGCCGCCACGAACUCGUCGCCGCCGCGCUCGACGGCUGCUCGGCCGCGUCUGA